AUGGAAGAAACGAAGAUAAUGCUGCUGAGUCUGCAGUGGAAGUGGUAAUGGAGCCUGAUACAAACUACAUCUUCAUGCUCAGCCAUUUCUGCGAGCUCCAUGGGCCCAAGAUCAUCAUGGUGACCCACUCCUUCCAUGUUCCUGAUGCUGUGAAUGCUGCCUCCAACAACGACCCUCGCUUGUACAACCAGAUUAUCAACUUCAAGGAGUUGCAGAACAUCUACACCAACCAUACCAGCUACUGCAACUCCUGCAAGUUCAAGGUCUCGGACGACAACAACAACAUCUGCUUGACCAACGACAAGAGCUUGAACGCCAACAGAGUCUUUCUCUCCAGCCAGCUCCCCAAAUCCUUUUUCUUGCAGAAGAAGCUCAACCAGUUGAACAAAAAGUUGAUUCACCAGGAGAACAUCAACUCCAACGACCCCAAGUUGAUUAUCAUAGGCAACUCCAACUUCUUCUACUCCAUCACUCUCAAGUUCAAAAUCAACGAGUUUCAGAGCAGAGGCCAGAUCAAGAACUACCAAAUCUCUCUAAUCUCCAACAAUUUCAACAACCUACUUGUCAACUACAAUCUCAUCUUCAAGAAACUAAAUCAGCUAAUCUACAACUUGUGCCAGAAAAGAGCCUAUUUUGAGAACGAAAAGAUCUUCAAGAAAAAUGGCUCGUCUUCCACCUUGAAAUACUUGAAAAAUAAAAACCUCUUUCUUUACAACAAUUACGACUUGAAUACCAACAACAAGAAUGGGUUCAAUUUGACUGAGAUCGUCGACGAUAAUGACAUUUUCAUUAAGAUCCACAAGUUUGCCUCUAUUUUGCUCAACGACCUCUACAAGUCUGACCUACGGAUGAGCAUCAUCAGCAAGAACAACAAGAACAAUAAAAGCAAUGAGAACAAUAACGACAAUAACGACAAUAACGACAAUAACAAAGACAAUGGCAGUUACAGCUACUACAAAGACCUCGACAACCUCUUGUUCAACUCCAAAUAAGCACCUCUCUUACAUCUUAUACUAUUUCUUUAAAUGUAUUCUAAUUAGAUCCACUAUAUUAUACAUCUGAUACAUACACUUUUCUACAUUAUACACUCUUAUACACUAUAUACUUAUAUACUAUAUCACAUCUAUAUACUAUAUACUAUGUACUUCUUACUACAUUUCACCUUAGUUAAUUGUUUAAUUGUUUAA
Messenger RNA from Ascoidea rubescens DSM 1968, 1187 nucleotides. It is a transcript of the gene LST7, whose product is annotated as Lst7p. NCBI's taxonomy places the organism in Eukaryota, Fungi, Ascomycota, Saccharomycetes, Ascoideales, Ascoideaceae. Gene Ontology annotation, biological process: positive regulation of GTPase activity; positive regulation of TORC1 signaling. Gene Ontology annotation, cellular component: cytosol. The coding region runs from base 48 to 992 and encodes 314 amino acids. The record is from RefSeq and is a predicted model, not a curated record. Gene Ontology annotation, molecular function: GTPase activator activity. The transcript has a single exon.